GGCGGCACAACACGGAAGUGCGAUGGCGGCGGAGGAGGCAGCGGGAAGCGGCGGCCGCUCCCCGUCCUCCGCCCGGCGGCGGCUGCGCAUCAUCUCCGGGCACCUGCGGGGCUCGCCGCGGGUUCCGGAGUGGGAAGCGCUUUCCCCGAACCCCUGCAAGGCGCAGGGGGGCUCCGCCGGGCCGGCCUCUGGCUCCAUCCCGAAGAAGCGGCAAGAACUUCUGAAAUGGAAUGGAUGGGGAUAUAAUGACUCCAAAUUCAUCUUCAAUAAGAAGGGUCAAGCAGAAUUCACAGGAAAAAGGUACAGAUUAGGUGGUAUGGUAUUACCAACUUUUAAGGAAUGGAUAGAAAAAACCUUUGGAGCAAGUCUGGAGCACAAAACUACCUCUAGAGCAUCUUUAAAUAUUAAUGAUGUACCUCCACCCAUUGUAAAUGAAGAAUUUCUCCAGGAUCUUAUAGCCACUAAAAUCUCAUAUACGCAGGAUGCAGAAGACAGAGUAUUCAGAGCUCAUGGUCACUGCCUGCAUGAGAUAUUUGUACUCAGGGAAGGAAUGUUUAAGCGAAUUCCUGAUAUAGUUGUAUGGCCUGUUUGCCAUGAAGAUGUAGUUAAAAUUGUGGAGUUAGCCUGCAAACAUAAUCUCUGCAUAAUACCAUUUGGUGGAGGGACGAGUGUCUCUAGUGCUCUUGAAUGUCCUGAAGAAGAAAAAAGAACAAUUAUCUCACUGGAUACAUCACAAAUGAAUCGGAUUCUCUGGAUAGAUGAGAAAAACUUAACAGCUUGUGUGGAAGCUGGCAUUGUUGGGCAAGAUCUGGAAAAACAGCUUGCUGAAAGUGGCUUCUGUACAGGCCACGAGCCAGACUCCAUGGAGUUCAGCUCACUAGGAGGAUGGGUAGCAACACGAGCAUCAGGCAUGAAAAAAAACAUCUAUGGAAACAUUGAAGAUCUGGUGAUUCAUAUAAAAAUGGUAACUCCUAGAGGAAUAGUAGAAAAAAACUGUCAAGUACCUCGCAUGUCCACAGGACCUGACAUCCAUCACUUCAUUAUGGGAUCUGAAGGAACUCUUGGAGUGGUUACUGAAGUGACGAUAAAGAUUCGCCCAGUCCCUGAAUACCAAAAGUACGGCUCUGUGGUCUUCCCCAACUUUGAACGAGGAGUGGCCUGCUUACGGGAAGUGGCAAAGCAGAGAUGUGCUCCUGCAUCAAUUCGCCUAGUGGACAAUGCACAGUUUCAGUUUGGUCAUGCUCUUAAACCACAAGUUGCUUCCAUUUUUACAUCAUUUUUGGAUGGACUGAAAAAAUUCUACAUCACAAAGUUUAAAGGAUUUGAUCCCAACUUACUAUGUGUAGCUACCUUGCUCUUUGAGGGUGACAGAGAAAAGGUUCUUCAGCAUGAAAAGCAAGUCUAUGAUAUUGCCACCAAGUUUGGUGGCUUGGCAGCAGGAGAAGAUAAUGGACAGAGAGGAUAUAUGCUGACAUUUGUUAUCGCUUACCUUCGGGACCUGGGCCUGGACUACUAUGUAAUAGGAGAAUCAUUUGAGACAUCGGUCCCUUGGGAUAGAGUUUUGGACCUUUGUAGGAAUGUAAAGGAAAGGAUAGUAAGAGAAUGUAAAGAAAAGGGUGUUCAGUUUGCUCCACUUUCCUCCUGCAGGGUGACACAGACUUAUGAUGCAGGUGCAUGUGUCUACUUCUACUUUGCCUUUAACUACAGAGGAAUUAGUGAUCCUGUUCAUGUCUAUGAACAAAUUGAGAGGGCUGCUAGAGAAGAAAUUCUUGCCAAUGGAGGAAGUCUGUCACAUCACCAUGGAGUAGGCAAGUUGCGGAAGCGCUGGAUGAAGGAGAGCAUCUCUGAUGUUGGCCUGGGAAUGCUGAAAUCUGUUAAAGAAUAUGUGGACCCCAAUAACAUCUUUGGAAACAAAAAUCUUUUAUAAAGCCCUGCACAACAUGAUCUACUAAAACUUCUUUGAAAUUACUGUUGAAGUUCCUCCACUUUCACUGUAUUGAUAUCCCAGUAAUCAAAUAUAACAUAGACUAAACUUUAAAAACUAGCAACUUACUUUGAUUUUUGCCACCCUUUUCCCCCUCCUUCCAAUAAAGUGUAAACAUUGCUGUUAAAGUUUAUGGAUUUUUACUGAUAAUGCUCUUAAACUCUUAACCCACUGGGCACAAAGUGUGUUACAAACUAGGAAAUGCAAGUUUGGGUUACCAGGUUUGGUUUGGCAACACAGCUGACAGUAUUUUUCAGUGCUGGAUAUUGCCAGAUGUUUCUUACUAAAGCAUCCCCUGCAAGGACUGACAACAGUGUUUUCUGCAGAAGCAGCUGCUCAAUCCAGCCUCUUGAUAAAGGAAAGCUGCUAGGAGACAGAUGAGAGAACACCAAGGAGUACUUCACUGUGCUGAAGGAUUAAGUAUGUAACAAGCUUGUAACCAGUGAAUACUUAAAAGUACAAAUGUAAGCUUUGAUAAAAAGAGACAAUGUAAGUCAAACUAAUUCUAAAAACUCCCUAGUUUCCCGGUGUAGUACUGUUGGAAAAUCUUACACAAUUGCACUGUUCUGAGUUGUAUUUGCAUUGCUGGGAUAGUCUUAAAUUAACAGUAGGUGAGUCACUAAGUUUUUGUACAAUGGACAUUUCUCACUGUAUGUUUAAAACAGGUUUGUAACAAAACUUUGCCUUCAUCUGUACUUCAGUCUUACUGUGUAUGGGUUUUGCUCCUGUUUUGUUUGUUUUGCAGAUAUGCAAAAUCUUUUUCAGUACAAAAAAUGUUUCGGCUAUUCAAAUGAAACUGCCCAGCACUGUCUUUUGAAACAGUCUCAACAGUUUAAUAAAACACUUAUGUGGACAACAUACUGUCAUCCUGAAAGUGAGAUUUCCCAUUUUAGUUUUGUACAGUUUCCUAUGGCCUUUAUGACUCAUUUAUUUACUUUACUAGUAGCCACAAUUUUAAUUGUCCAUUUAAGAAAAUGAGAUUUUCUUGAUGAAUAUAAUAUGAGGGUAAGCAUUUUUACAUUGGAACUUGAAUCUUAAUCAGUAAAACAAACAAAGUAUUUGUCAAUACUCAUGAUCCAUUUUUAUGGUGGGUUCUUUUCUUAAAGCAAGUAAUCCAACUUUUUGAUAACUAAUGUAUAUGAUUAUAUAGGAUAGAAAAAAUAGCAUCAUUUGAGAACAUGGUCUCUCUAGCCAACUGCUUCACAGCUCUGUAGUGUCAGUUUGAACACCUUUUGUAUUGGUAGUGUCCUUAAUGAGGCGAAAAAGGAAAAUUGCAUUUUUGUUUAUAAACAAUUUUAGAAUACUGUCUAAUCAGCUCUUGCUUCUGGUAAUAUAUAAAAAAAGUGUUUAAAAUGCUUGAAAAACACUGUACCAGACAACUUGUUUGAAGAUUAAUUUCAGUUCAGUAAUGAAGAUUAUCAGAAAACAUGAACAUGCACAACCACUUCAAAAUGCAUGCUGUCAAAGUACUUAAAAUAUUUUAUGGUCUGCAGGUCAUAAAACAGAAUAUUAAUGUGAUAUUUUCAGGGCAGCUAGAUUUAUUUCAAAUGGUCUUUGUUUCACAACAUUUCAACAUAAAGAUCUACUCUUUAGUAUUGUUGUUUUGGCCCCCAGAGUUCAUAUUUCAGCAGCAACCAAAACAAUAGGUGUAGUCUGCUUUAGGAAAGUGACUCUUCACACUGUGGUUAAGUGUUCCUUAAUACACAAUGGUGUCUUGGCAGAGUGAAUUUGUGUGUGUUUUUUUCAGAGGACUUUCCUGUCUCGCAUGCUGCAUGAUGGUGACUACAUGGCCACAGCUGGCAUCUUGCUGAUGACUUGUAUCACUCUGAAAGGGAGAUCUUUCUAGAAGCAGGAAAAUAUGAAGGGUGUUUAUGUGCCUCUGUGAAAGGGUAUGUCUAAAUACGAUGAAUCAGUUUGGAAGGGAAGUGUAUGAAGCCUUUUUGCAGAAUGAUAACAUGAACAGUGCUAAAAGAUGUAGUCAUAGCUCAGUAAUACUGGUCUCAUGACUUUUUAUUUCAAGUACUACAUAGCUUUACAACAUCCUUCCUAGUCUUAAUUUUCUGACUGUCAUUUCCAUAUUCCUUUUUCGUAUUGAAAUCACACAGCCAAAAAUUCCUUAAGCUCUGUUUCCAACUUUAGCCACUAGCUUCUGAAAUGCUUUAAAAUACAGUAGAUUUUUACUGUGUGUCAGUUGUCUUAUGGGAAGGUGAAAUAACAGUCUGUGAGUUCCAAAGUAAUGUCACUGGGGUAGCUUUGAGGUAAAGAUUAGUUCUAAAUGUAAUGGAUAUUUUUUUCUAAUAGCCACCCUAUUGCUGUAUUCCUAAAUAUUUUUCUGUCAUAUAAACUGGUCAGGGCUUAGUGGAAAUCCAGUUUAAAUGCAUGUAUUACUGACUUUAAUUUAACAUUUAUAUUCCUAAUAAAAAUAGAGAAGUUCAGGAAAACUAGAUACAUACAGAUCAUUACCCUUUAAAAAAUCUUCCUUUGUCUAACAUGAAGUCUUCCACCACAGUACUCUUUACUUUCUUUCUAAAGACUUCACUUCCUCUAUUCUGCAGCCUGUUUAGAGAUGGAGUUUGAUCCAUGCUGAUCAGAAGCAUAUCUGGGCAUAACACAUUACUUUUUCAUUUGCUUGACUAUAUGUAGCUUACAAGCAGUUUUAAUUCAGCUUGUCACAACUUCCAAUUACACAGCUUCUGCCCUCUUUGAAGGAGGAAAGGUGGUGAGUGAAUAGGGCUUGACUGUGAAAUGUAUUCCCAUGAGAGAAAAAUAAAUAAAAUUUUGAGCAGAAGAAAGUCUAUUCGAAACUGAUCCAGGGUAUAAAUCUUACAGUCAAAGAAAAACAUUUCUUCAUGUCUACUGACUUGACUAACAGUAUAUUGGUUGAGUUAAAGAUGUCAUCUUUGCCUUACAGCUGUGAAGAUGCCAGGCCAAAUAGUUAUUCUGUAGCAAUGUUAAUUAACUGAAAACCAUUUUCAAAGGCAAGGAUACAUAAGAACUAAAAUCCAGAAAACACAAAUUGCUUCUCAAUCUUGGAAAUAUACAUUUAUCAAGGUUGUAAUUUAACUUUCUGCAAAUAAAGCCAGUGUUUGUCAUUUUAGUGUGAGAUUAACUGUAAAACUUCAGUUGUAAUGUUAAGAGAUUAUAGAAACUUAUAUUAUUAAUAAAAAGAAAAUGGGCCUAAACAAUUGUGGUUUUGUGUUGAAACUAAACAAGUAUUUACAUUCUACUCACUUACCCUCUUUGGUUCAUUGUAAUUUGGCAGUAAUAAACUAUUAGGAAGGCUUUGGCACUUUCAGAGAGAAAUGAGAUGAAAUUUUUUAAUGUAUGCUAAUAAAAGCUGUGCUUUUUUUCCAUGUAUAGCCAAAUGGGGAAAUACCAGUGAAGGAAGGGCAAAGCAAAACAAGACCUGAAUACCAGCCUGCUCAGUUCAGAAACUACCUCCUGAGUAAAUCAGUUUGAGCCUCAAAAGGACCAUGUUCAACUGCUCUUGGAAGGUUCUCACAAUAUAAUACAGGAGCAUACCUUGUCUUAACUUAACCUGCCUGUAUUUUAAAGAUCUGUUGCAUUAAACUAUUGCAACAGGUAUGUAGCUUCCUGCUGUUGCACGUAUGUCUCAUUUAAAACUUCCUUCUUACAGGUCCUGGAAUCUGCUUGAAAGUUCUGUGUGCAAGAAUGCACUGGAUGUGAGCAGAAGUACUCUCCAUUAACUGCAUUAUUGUAAUAAAUAUAAACCAUUUAAGCUAAAAUGGCUGAAAUUACAUCUUGCUUGAAAGAGCUUAUGUUGUCUUAUGUUGAUGCAGUUCUGUCAAUGAGUAUUAAAAAGCUGCACGAGUCUUAGUAUGCAGAGGACAGAAGAAUUAAUGACAUGGUUUAAUUUGUUGAACUUAAAAUUUUUCAGGAUUAGCCAAAUUUGCUUGUUCACAAAAAGGAGAAAAAACUACCUGACAGUCGAGCAUUUUUCUGUUUCCCUUCUAUCAACAGCAUUAAAUGCAGUAUUUUUACUUAGAUCUAGAUAGUCUUAAUUUGAAGGAGAUACUACAUUAUGAUAUAUUUGUCUCAUGAUAACAACCAGAUCCCUUCAGUGUUCCCUUUGUUAACAAUAAGUAAGUUUUAUAAGAAGUUAGACCUGAACUCGCAGCUGUGUAAAUACCAUAGGCUCAUAGUUUAUGGUUUUGUAGUCCUGAUACUCUGAAUUCUACAUUACCUGUAACAUAAAUUGGUGUCUUUCCCUAGGCCCUCUGUGGAGAGCAGAAUUGGCAGGUCAUUGCUUUGUUCAUGUUCAGCUUUAUGGUCUGCUGUGGUGCUCAGGAGCAGAGGUGGUCAAAGAUAUUUUUCAAAAAUACCAUGUGGUUUUUUUUAAAUACUAGUGCUGUCAUUGUGAAAUUGUAAGUUGAGUUUCAAAACUAUGUGGGAUAUAAUACUUUAUAUCUUAUUGUUACUUGCAGUGUUUAUCAAUACAGGUUGCAAUAAUAGGUACCUCUACUGAAAUGCUGUGAGAUGUUUCAUUUAUGAAUUUGGUUUUGCACUGUGGAAAAACAAAGCUUUUGGGCUUUUUAUGGGAAAUUUUAUGAAUGUUUCAUUUUGAUUCAGAAUAAAGAUAAAUUUGUUUCA
This is a messenger RNA of Apus apus (common swift), 6595 nucleotides long. It is a transcript of the gene AGPS, whose product is annotated as alkylglycerone phosphate synthase. The record is from RefSeq and is a predicted model, not a curated record. Gene Ontology annotation, molecular function: alkylglycerone-phosphate synthase activity; FAD binding. Lineage: Eukaryota; Metazoa; Chordata; Aves; Apodiformes; Apodidae. The transcript has 20 exons. Gene Ontology annotation, biological process: lipid biosynthetic process. Bases 23 to 1927 code for a protein of 634 amino acids.